Hyaloscypha bicolor E is the source of this 456-nucleotide messenger RNA. RefSeq lists its product as uncharacterized. Lineage: Eukaryota; Fungi; Ascomycota; Leotiomycetes; Helotiales; Hyaloscyphaceae. The transcript is spliced from 3 exons. Bases 1 to 456 code for a protein of 151 amino acids. The record is from RefSeq and is a predicted model, not a curated record.
AUGAAAAUGGUGUCUUCCUCCGGCAAAUGGUCUGCUACUGAGGACAAUUCCUUGAUGCUCCAGAUGAUCCACCUCGGCCAUUCUGGCAAACCCAUCAAUGCUGAUAGUGUUCACAUUGGUGGCCGUACCCACGCAGCCAAGAAGCACUGUAUUAGAGACAUGAAGAAGCUUGCUGCUGCCGAGUUCGCCAAAGCUUCCGUUACUGGUGGUCAAGCUGCUUCCCAGUCCGCUUCUUAUCCCGCCACUCCGUCCAAGGCUACCAAGGCUGCGGCUCCCCGUGUGAAGACACCGAAGGCCCCCACUCCGUCUAAAGGAAAGCCAUACAAGUCGCCAGCCUCGAAGAAACGCAAGGUGGUGGAGGAAUCCGAUGAGGAGUCUGAAGCAUUCUCUGUUGCCGAUGACAAUGACGACACAGAGGCCACCACCGAGAUUGCAGAUGACCCGGACGAUGAAUAA